Molecule: messenger RNA, 1155 nt
Organism: Drosophila ficusphila
Lineage: Eukaryota; Metazoa; Arthropoda; Insecta; Diptera; Drosophilidae
Gene: p24-1
Product: transmembrane emp24 domain-containing protein 3
Exons: 2
Coding region: 226-858 (210 amino acids)
Biological process (GO): Golgi organization; intracellular protein transport; endoplasmic reticulum to Golgi vesicle-mediated transport
Cellular component (GO): endoplasmic reticulum-Golgi intermediate compartment; Golgi apparatus; COPII-coated ER to Golgi transport vesicle
Source: RefSeq, a predicted model, not a curated record
AAAAAGAGUGUUGACACGUGUCAGAACAUUUCGGCCAGAGUUUAGUGUUUUUAUGGUUCUCUAUUUUUUUUUAGCAAUUGGCAAACAAAACGUAAUUCGGACGAGCUGUUGGUUUUGGCAUUAACCCCGUUGCAGCUGGAAAACCGUUCAUCAGACGAAAAGCGAAAAAGGCAGGGCGGUGGAUUUUGAGCUCGUCAAAAUAGCAAAUACCAAAUAAGCAUAGCCAUGAAUACGCAAGUUCUGGUAGUUUUGGCCCUGGCCAUGCUGCAGUGCAUCACCGCCGUGGAGUUCACCUUCGACUUGGCCGACAAUGCGGAGGAUUGCUUCUACGAGGAGAUCAAAAAGAACUCGAGUGCCUACUUCGAGUUCCAGGUUUCGGCCGGUGGCCAACUGGACGUGGAUGUGACGCUGAAGGAUCCGCAGGGCAAGGUCAUCUACAAGCUGGAGAAGGCCACCUUCGAUAGCCAUCAGUUCGUGGCGGAGACAACGGGCGUGUAUACCGCCUGCUUUGGCAAUCAGUUCUCGGCGUUCUCGCACAAGAUCGUCUACGUGGACUUCCAGGUGGGCGAGGAGCCCGCUCUGCCCGGCGUCGAUGAGCACGCCACGGUGCUCACCCAAAUGGAGACCUCAUCGCAGGCGAUCCACAAGGGCCUGAAUGAUAUCCUCGACGCCCAGACGCAUCAUCGUUUGCGCGAGGCGCAGGGUCGCAAGCGAGCCGAGGAUCUCAACCAGCGGGUGAUGGUCUGGUCUUCCCUGGAGACCGCCGCCGUCAUCCUGAUCGGUCUCGUUCAGAUCAUGGUGCUGCGCAACUUCUUUACGGACCGAAAGCCCAGCCAGGCGCACUACGGGCGGCUUUAAAGGACUGGCGGUAUUGGGAUCUAGCUUUGUUUAAGCCCUUGCAUUGAUGCGGAUGAAGAAGACACCUCCUCCUCGACCUCCUUCUCCCGCCCCCCGAAAAACGAAACCCUUUCAAUCUCGUCUUAGCCACAACGUAUUCAUUCCCCCAAGGGCGUUUCUUUUUGGGCCACCACCCGCUUACCUUCUCCCAAAAAAAAACGACAUGUAAAACCUUUUUGUUGUGACCCACCCGGAAACAGAAUGUUUUUUUUUUUAAAUACAUGCAAAAGCAACCAUAACUCGAUAGCUAAAGAUAAA